AACACGAAACGAGACACAUACGACGCAUACUCGCAGAGGCAGAGAGUUAGGAUGGGAGAAGAGAAGGUGAAGAGCGAAGCAUUGCAGAUUAUCGGAGCAUUUCAAGUGCUUCCGAGAUUGGUUGUCUUCGAUCUCGAUUAUACUCUCUGGCCUUUCUACUGUGAGUGUCGCUCAAAAUGUGAAAUGCCCUCUCUAUAUCCUCAUGCUAAAGGCAUACUACACGCACUCAAGGAUAAAGGGAUUGAUGUAGCCGUUGCUUCUAGAUCACCAACUGCAGACAUAGCAAAGGCAUUUCUUGACAAACUGAAUCUCACUUCUAUGUUUGUGGUCCGGGAGAUUUUCUCCAGUUGGACACACAAGACUGAACAUUUCCAGAAAAUUCACACAAGGACUGGGGUACCUUUCAACUCAAUGCUCUUUUUUGAUGAUGAAGAUAGGAACAUCCAAGCAGUUUCUAAGAUGGGAGUAACAAGCAUCUUUGUGGGUAAUGGUGUCAAUCUUGGAGCAUUGAGAGAGGGCCUCACUAAAUUCUCGCAAAACGUCAAUACGUCUGAAAAGAACAAGCUGAGAUGGCUAAAGUUCUCCCAAAAUUCGAAUUCGUCCAAGAACGAGGACAAGGAAUGAGUCUCGAGUCAAAAACCUCAUGCAUGAAAUUGAUUUUAGUACGGUAUUUUUUUGGAAAACUCAGAUAUGUUGUAUUUUCAUAUUGUAUCUUCUGUAUUACAAUACCUCACCGCUGGUAGAGGGAGCCAGAUCUGGCAACCAUGCCUAAAACAUCGAUGCAACGUUGAGAAUUACCAUGAUCAAUGGCAUAAAUUGGUUUCAUUUU
This is a messenger RNA of Tripterygium wilfordii, 829 nucleotides long. Its product is annotated as magnesium-dependent phosphatase 1-like. Bases 52 to 624 code for a protein of 190 amino acids. Lineage: Eukaryota; Viridiplantae; Streptophyta; Magnoliopsida; Celastrales; Celastraceae. The transcript is spliced from 4 exons. The record is from RefSeq and is a predicted model, not a curated record. Gene Ontology annotation, molecular function: acid phosphatase activity.